Messenger RNA from Clarias gariepinus (North African catfish), 1283 nucleotides. It is a transcript of the gene sox19a, whose product is annotated as SRY-box transcription factor 19a. Lineage: Eukaryota; Metazoa; Chordata; Actinopteri; Siluriformes; Clariidae. Bases 183 to 1001 code for a protein of 272 amino acids. Gene Ontology annotation, biological process: cell differentiation; anatomical structure morphogenesis; regulation of DNA-templated transcription. The transcript has 2 exons. Gene Ontology annotation, molecular function: DNA-binding transcription factor activity, RNA polymerase II-specific; RNA polymerase II cis-regulatory region sequence-specific DNA binding. The record is from RefSeq and is a predicted model, not a curated record.
UAAGUGUGUACUGAGUGCAGUGUGUGUUACUAAGUGUGUGCUAUUGAGUGUGUGCUGAGUGCAGUGUGUGUUACUAAGUGUGUGUUACUAAGUGUGUGUUAUUGAGUGUGUACUGAGUGCAGUGUGUGUUACUAAGUGUGUGUUAUUGAGUGUGUACUGAGUGCAGUGUGUGUUACUCGCUGAUGGAUCUCUACAGCAUGUUGGAUCAUGAGCUCCAGCACACGUCCAUCAUGAUGCCGCCGGCGAGCGUGAGCGCGCACGUGAGCCCCCCGGUGGCGGCCCUGGGGGGGCAGAGGAGCCCUGACCCCGGACAGAAGGUGAAGCGGCCCAUGAACGCCUUCAUGGUGUGGUCCCGCGGCCAGAGGCGCAGGAUGGCGCUGGAGAACCCGAAGAUGCACAACUCCGAGAUCAGCAGGCGGCUCGGGGCCGAGUGGAAGCGGCUCGGGGACGCGCAGAAACUCCCGUUCAUCGACGAGGCCAAGCGGCUGCGUGCGCUGCACAUGAAGGAGCAUCCGGACUACAAGUACAAGCCGAGGCGCAGGAGCAAACCUGCGGGUGGUGGGAGGAGGGAGGAGACCCCGAGGGAGGAGGGGCACACACACACCCUGAGCGCCGACGCCCUGCUGGAGGGAUACGGCUGGGGCGCGGCGGCGGGAGGCUACGGGAGUGCACAGGCGGAUGCACUCAGGUACACUCCGCAGCUACACCGCUACGACCUGCCGAGCUUCCCGUACACGAGCGCGCACGGCUACCUGAGCAGCGUCAGCGCGUACAGCCCGGUGCAGUACGGUACCAGCGGUACUCAGCAGCCCAGCCAGAUCUUGUCCAUGGCCAAACUGGACCCGGUGUCCCCGUCCCCGGGCGGCGGUGUGACUCGGCGGUACAGCCCGAGCUUGGCGAGGCGGUUAGCCUGUACGAGCGCAGACACGCAGCGCAGCUACAGCUCUCACCUGCAGCAGCAGCAUUACCUCACUGGCCCCGCCUCCCUCACACCCAUCUGAACACGCCCAGGGCUGUGGGCGUGUCCUCACCGGGCGCAUGUGACCCGUUUAACAAAGAGCGCAAGCGGUGUGUUUAUACAGAGAGGAAAAACCCAGAAACCUUGAAUCUCUUAUACACAAUUCUCUUAGCAUCGUGUUACUGUGAGGGCUAACAGCACUACACACACACACACACACACACACACACUGGGAUAAGCUCACUGCUGCUCCAGGUUGUUAGUUAUAUCACAGGGAAGUUUUGAUGAUUUAGAGAAAAAAUGUGUUUAAGAAAUCUUAGGUACU